This is a messenger RNA of Abrus precatorius (Indian licorice), 1095 nucleotides long. Its product is annotated as probable glucan endo-1,3-beta-glucosidase A6. Gene Ontology annotation, molecular function: hydrolase activity, hydrolyzing O-glycosyl compounds. Gene Ontology annotation, cellular component: plasma membrane. The transcript has 2 exons. Bases 1 to 1095 code for a protein of 364 amino acids. Gene Ontology annotation, biological process: carbohydrate metabolic process. The record is from RefSeq and is a predicted model, not a curated record. Lineage: Eukaryota; Viridiplantae; Streptophyta; Magnoliopsida; Fabales; Fabaceae.
AUGGGUCCUCUGGCUAUAUUUCUGGUCUAUGUACUUUCGUUAACUAGAGCAAGAGCCGCAAGCGACAUAGGUGUCAACUAUGGCCAACUUGGGAACAAUUUACCCUCUCCAUGUCAGUCCAUUGAGUUACUAACAAGAAUGAAGGCUGGUCGCGUGAAGCUCUACGAUGCUAACCCUGAGAUUUUAAAUCUUCUAUCAACUACAAAGCUCAAAGUUUCGAUCAUGAUCCCAAACCAUGAAAUAUCAGGUAUUGCUGCCAACCAAAGCAUAGCAGAUGAAUGGGUGCGAAACAAUGUUGUCCCCUACUUCCCCACAACCAUGAUCCGCUUCCUACUUGUGGGCAAUGAAGUGCUGAGCUACAAUUCAGAACAAGGCCACCAAAUGUGGCACGAUCUUGUCCCAGCAAUGCGAAGGAUCAAAAGAUCUCUCACGGCUCACAACAUCACUGGCAUCAAAAUUGGCACCCCAUUAGCCAUGGAUGUCUUGAAAUCAACUUUCCCACCUUCAAGUGGAAGGUUCCGAUCUGACAUAAGAGACUGUGUAAUGGCACCAAUGCUGAAGUUCUUGAACACAACCAAAUCAUUUUUCUUCAUUGAUGCAUACCCAUAUUUCCCAUGGUCACAGAGCCCCAAAAAUAUUAGCCUUGACUUUGCUCUAUUCAGGGGAAAUUUCAGCGUAAGAGACCCGCACAGUGGCUUGGUCUACACCAAUUUGUUAGACCAAAUGCUUGACUCCCUCAUCUUUGCCAUGUCCAAACUCGGGUACCCCAACAUCCACCUCGUAAUAUCCGAAACAGGUUGGCCAAAUUCUGGCGACAAAGGAGAACAUGGAGCAAACAUAUGUAAUGCAGCCGCUUAUAAUCGCAACCUCAUUCACAGAAUGACAACAAAACCACCCCUUGGAACCCCAGCCAGACCCGGGUUAGCAAUACCCACCUUCAUCUUCUCACUCUUUGAUGAAAACCAAAAGCCUGGGCCUGAAACAGAGCGACACUGGGGCUUGUUGCACCCUGAUGGCUCGCCUAUUUAUGACAUUGACUUAACUGGAAAGACACCUGUGACAGAUUUCGCAUCUCCAAAGAACAAUGUGCCAUAA